Messenger RNA from Staurois parvus, 613 nucleotides. NCBI's taxonomy places the organism in Eukaryota, Metazoa, Chordata, Amphibia, Anura, Ranidae. The record is from the annotation of a GenBank genome assembly.
GAUCAGCGAGAGCCCAAUAUUUGUGCCCGGUGUCUGGGGACCGUACUACUCCGCCAUGGUGCCGGGAUACUGGCUGAACGAAGGUGGACAGAGUGCGACCGGGAGACUGAUUGAUCACGUUGUGCGGGGCCAUAAUGGAUAUGAAGAAUUGCAGAGGAGAGCUGAAGAGAGCGGCCAGCAUGUGUAUGCCUACCUAAACCGUCACCUGGACCAGAUGAGGGCGACCCGGCCAGAGAGGAUCCUGGGAGCUGACUUACAUGUGUGGCCGGAUUUUCAUGGGAACAGAUCACCCCUCGCUGAUGUCACCCUGAAGGGGAUGAUUGUCGGACUAACACUAUCAAAAGGCUUGGAUGAUCUUGCACUUUUGUAUUUGGCCACGUUACGAGGUAUUGCGUUGGGGACGAGACACAUUAUAGAGGCGAUGAUGAAAUCGGGCCAUGCUGUCUGCAGCCUCUUUAUGUGUGGGGGGCUCAGCAAGAACCCCCUGUUUGUGCAGGUGCAUGCUGAUGUCACAGGUCUACCUGUCAUCCUAUCCAAAGAAGUAGAGUCGGUCCUGGUGGGUGCUGCCAUUCUUGGUGCAUGUGCUUCCGGUGAUUUUUCUUCUAUCCAGGUA